GAUUUUCGUCGAUUUCCCACUGAGUUCCUUUAUCCGCAGUUAAAUUAAAAUCUCGGUUCAUAGGUUCAAUCAUUGAUUGAAAAUGUAUUUAUAACAUUCCCUAGUUUUAUAUUUUUGUAUUAAAAGACUUUCUAGAGUCAAUUUUUCAAACCUAUCAAAUAAUGUUUUUGUAAUAUGAAGACAUUUUUAAUUAUCACUUUUAUUUUUGCUUGGAUAUCAAACAUUGUUGGAUUAGAAAAUCAACUUCAUUAUGUGAUUGAUGAUGUUCCUGGUGGUUCCUAUAAAUAUUACAGUCUAAUGUAUGAUGGCUUAAUCAAGAUUCAUUUAAACACACAAUCAGGGGAUGCUGAUUUAUAUGUAUCUCAAACGACUACAAAACCAACGUAUGAGCCUGACAGAUAUUGUUUACAAUCUACUACUUGUGGAGAAGACAUAGUUUACAUACCUCAAAGUUUUCAAAGACCAGUGAGUAUUGGCGUUUAUGGACACCCAUCGCAUGAAACAAGUCAUUAUAAAUUACUAGUUUAUCAAGUCAUAGAUCCUGAUGGAAAUAUUUUUUACGAUGAAAAUAUAGAUAAUGGAAAAGUUCGAGAAUCUCAUAAUCCCAAAAUGUUAGAGUACGAAAAUCAAAUGUUUUUGGAGGUCCUCCAAGAAGAUGGAUUAGUUAUCACAGCAAAGGGUUUAGGUCUUGAAACUGUCUUUAUGAAUAUUUUAAAAGCGUAUUCUGACCCAGGACAACUUGUUCUAGUUCUUGGUACUAUUGAUAAUGAAGAAACAUACUUUAUUGAUAAAUUGAGAAAACAAGGAGUGCAGCAUUUACCUCGAGUUAUAACAGCACAAUGUUUAGCAGAAGAAAGAGAUAUUACAUAUCUUGAAGGAGGAGUAUUGUUUAUAUCAGGAAGAAUAUUAGUGGUUGAUUUACUGAAAAAUCGAGUGCCAUUGAACCUAGUUAGUGGAAUACUCGUAUACAGAGCCCAUUCAAUUUUAUCUUCAUAUCAAGAAGCCUUUGCUCUUCGACUUUAUAGGCGAACUAAUAAGACUGGUUUUAUUAAAGCAUUCACCAGUUCAGCCUUAGCUUUUACCAUUGGAUUCGCACAAGUUGAACAAGUUAUGAAGAAAUUAUUUGUUAAAAGAUUAUAUUUGUGGCCACGCUUCCAUAAAAUAGUUAACGAGAGCUUAUCAAAAUGCAAGCCUGAAGUAUUGGAACUACAUGCAAAAUUAACGCCUAAAAUGGUGAAUAUACAAACAGGAUUGCUUGAUGUUAUGAAUUACAUGAUUCAAGAAUUGAAAAGACUUAAUAAAUAUAUUGAUUUGGAGGAACUGACUGUUGAAAAUGCUGUAGCAAAAAAGUUUCAUAAACAAAUACAAUUGCAACUAGAUCCAAUUUGGGACCAACUUAGUUUUAAAAGCAAACAGCUACUGUCUGAUUUGAAAACUCAAAGAUCAUUGCUCAUGUGUUUGACACAUCAAGAUUCUGUCUCUUUCUAUUCAAUGAUUAAUAGCUUACAAACUAUGGAGUAUGCCAUGAAAAGCAGUGGUUGGACAGCUUUAGACAUUGUCGAUGAUAUGUUCAAAAAUGCUAAAUUAAGAGUUUAUAACGAAAAAGGAGAUCUGCAACCAGAACCUAAUCCAAAGUGGACAGCAUUAACAGAAGUAAUAAUGGAAAUUCGUCAUGAUAUGGCAAAGAAGAAAAAAGAUGAUGCAGAGAAAAUACUUAUUCUUACUCAAGAUAGUAGAACUUGUAGUCAAUUGAAAAACUUGUUAACAAUGGGAGGUAAAGAAUAUUUGUUGUAUGAGGCAAUGAAACACUUGAAGCCUAAAACUAUCCAAACUGGUAAAAAGCCAGAGUCUAGUAGUAAAACAUUACCUUCACCUCAUAUUUCACAAUCGGAAACUGAAGCUCAAGAAAUUACGGAAGAGGAGCAGGAAAGUUACGUUUUGACGUUAACUCAACAUAUAGCAAGUGGUAAUAAUGAGGAUACUGAAGAUCUUGCAGGCUCUACAUCACUUAGUCAAUGUUUGGAAGAUUUUUCAGGACUUGCGGAUUUAGAUUUGACAACUAUAACGUCUAAAGAGCCUCUGAUAAUUAUACAGGCAAUUAAAAAAGGUGGCGAUUCAUUAUCUCUAAACAAAACUCUUGAUGAAGCAUUACCUAGUUAUGUUAUUCUGUAUGCAGCUGAUAUCUCGGCAGUUCGUCAACUUGAGGUAUAUCAAAAUAAACAUCCAUCGAUAGCUUUGAAAGUUUACUUCUUGGUUUAUGGUGGUUCUGUAGAAGAACAAGCUUAUUUGACUUCAUUGCGUAGAGAAAAAGAGGCAUUUGACAAAUUAGUCAUGGCAAAAACUACUAUGGUUAUUCCUGUAGAACAAGAUGGUAAAUCAGAAGAACCGACACUUGAUAUCGUAGAAGAUGACAAUACGAGAAAAGGAGGAUUGAAAAAGGAUCAAGCUACCAUUCCUAAUAAAGUUAUAGUCGAUAUGAGAGAAUUCAGGAGUGAAUUGCCAUCUUUAUUGCAUCAACGUGAUAUGGAAAUUGAACCUGUUACAUUACUUAUUGGCGAUUACAUAUUGUCACCCGACAUUUGCGUGGAGAGAAAGAGUAUGGCAGAUCUGAUUGGUUCCUUAAAUUCUGGUAGAUUAUACAAUCAAGCUGUUGCAAUGUCUAGAUAUUAUGCGAAACCUAUGCUUCUUAUAGAAUUUGAUCCAAAUAAACCGUUUGGACUUCAGGGCAAAUAUUAUGUUAGCAGAGAUACAAAAAGCAUUGAAGUAACGAACAAACUGCAAUUGCUUACAAUUCAUUUUCCUAGAUUAAAAUUAGUGUGGUCACCCAGUCCUCACGCUACUGCACAACUUUUUGAAGAAUUGAAGAAAGGUAGAUCUCAACCAGACGGUGCAAAAGCUGCACUGGUCGGAUUGGACGAUGAUUGUGACGACAAAAAUAUAAUGGCUGAAAAAUAUAACAGUCAUAUUCAAGAUUUUGUAGCCAAGUUACCAGGCGUGCAUUCAAAAAAUUUACGUGUUAUCUUGAACAAAGGUUGCUCUUUAGAUCAUAUGUGCUCAUUAAGUCUGGAGGAAAUAACUGAAAUGAUCGGUAACAAAAGCGAUGCCGAAUUGUUAUACAGGUCUUUCCAUGAUAAACAUAAACCAGAUCACGAACCAUCAACUAGUGGAUCUAUUAAAGGAGGCCCCUCGAAAGUUAAAAGCAGAGGGUUAUUUUUUAAAACGAGAGGAAAAUAAAUUAUUAUG
This is a messenger RNA of Phymastichus coffea, 3243 nucleotides long. RefSeq names its product DNA repair endonuclease XPF (gene mei-9). The transcript has 20 exons. Gene Ontology annotation, molecular function: single-stranded DNA binding; single-stranded DNA endonuclease activity; damaged DNA binding. Lineage: Eukaryota; Metazoa; Arthropoda; Insecta; Hymenoptera; Eulophidae. Gene Ontology annotation, biological process: resolution of meiotic recombination intermediates; double-strand break repair via homologous recombination; nucleotide-excision repair involved in interstrand cross-link repair. The record is from RefSeq and is a predicted model, not a curated record. The coding region runs from base 175 to 3234 and encodes 1019 amino acids. Gene Ontology annotation, cellular component: nucleotide-excision repair factor 1 complex.